Molecule: messenger RNA, 986 nt
Organism: Chelonus insularis
Lineage: Eukaryota; Metazoa; Arthropoda; Insecta; Hymenoptera; Braconidae
Product: gustatory and pheromone receptor 32a-like
Exons: 4
Coding region: 1-924 (307 amino acids)
Biological process (GO): sensory perception of taste; chemosensory behavior; male courtship behavior
Cellular component (GO): axon; neuronal cell body; dendrite
Source: RefSeq, a predicted model, not a curated record
AUGGCAAUAAUUUUGUUUAUUAUUUUUUUACGCUAUCGAGUUAUCAUAAAAAUUGCAAAUCAACUGGUAGAUCUUAAUGCAGCUCUAUUGCAUUUUCGAACGAUUUAUAAAGUAGAAAAAGGAAAAAUCCGAUUAUUACUGAUAUUUUGUGGGAACACAUUUUUUUGUGUAUGUCUGAUUGUUUGUGAAUUUUUUUCUCAUCAUACUAUUUUUCCACCAAUUUUUUUAUUUGUCAAUGUUCAUCGAAUUAUUUUCAGUUAUUUUUUGAUUCAAUAUGCACUGAUUUUAACUUUUAUUGAAAAAAGAUUCAGGGGCAUAAAUAAUGCAUUUUUAAAAUUAAAAAAAACAGAAAAUGAAGUAGAAUGUCGAACAUAUGAUACUCCAAAAAUUCCACUUGAUAGAAUGUGUAUUGUAGAAAUAAUUGGUUUAAAACGUUCAUACUCAUUUCUGUAUAAGUUAUGUACAAAGAUAGCUGAUUAUUAUUCAUUGGGAAUAAUCAUAAUUUUGCCAUAUUUUACUGCUGCAAUAAUUACCACUAUUUAUGAUCUUAUAUUAUCUUUUCUUCAAGUAGAAGCAUAUAAAAAAUCAAUGUUACGACGUGUUGUUGGUAUACUUUGGUUUUUUAUUGAAACAUUUCCAAUUUUGGCUUUAUCUACAUGUGCUACCUCUAUCACAAUGGAAAUGAGGAAGACUUCAGAUAUCGUACAAAAAAUAUUGUACUAUUGUAGUAUGAGUAAUGAGAUUAGAAAAGAGCUUAAACAUUUUCUAUUGGAAUUGUUGCACAAAGAUUUUCAAUUUACUGCUUAUAAUGUUGUCUCUAUAGACAGCACAAUGUUAAGAACGAUGUUUAGUGCAGUAGUAACGUAUCUGAUCAUCCUUAUUCAAUUUCAAGUUGGAGAAAUUGAAAAAGCAGCUAGAGACUAGAAUCAAAAAAAUAACAGUCUCUAAACUAAAUCAAAUUAAAAAAAUGAAGUAUAAAUUGUAAC